Molecule: messenger RNA, 911 nt
Organism: Trypanosoma grayi
Lineage: Eukaryota; Euglenozoa; Kinetoplastea; Trypanosomatida; Trypanosomatidae
Exons: 1
Source: RefSeq, a predicted model, not a curated record
AUGCUGCGCCACGUGCUGUGCGUGUUAGCCCUCGCGCUGUGCUGCUGCACGACCUUGUGCGCGGCACUAAGUGGUGAUGGUGCAACUGAGGAGGCAGCUGCAGUGCAGCUUGUAGAUGGCGGCGCGAAGAUAGCGCUGACGGGGAAGAUUGAUGACAGCAAAUGCACUGCAGCUUCCCCCCCGGCUCCUGGUGAGACGAAGGAUGUUACGAUUUCCACUACGGUUACUUUGAAGGAGAGUGCAACACAAGAGACGACACAAACUGCGAAUGGUCCGUCUAAGGCAGUCAAAGUUCCCGCUGGGUACAGCAUAGCGCUGAAUACCUCAAGGGAGGUUAAAUGUACGAAGAAAGCCGGAACUACUUCCAACGCCGCUGAAGAAAACUGCCCAGCGGCGGAAACAACUGAUACCAACAGCAUCACUUAUGUUGUUACUGUAAUGUCCACUUCUUCUGACCAGCCUGCUGUCAAGAUUCCGGAGUCACAAAAAUAUGAAGUGAAGGUCCCAGCUGGGCACGAUGUGAAGAUCAUCGAGAACGUCGUGGCUACUUGCAGCCCGCCAGCUACAAGUGCGUCACCUCCUUCACAACAACCGAAGGUAAUUCCUGACCCACAAGGAAAGCGCCUGGCUGACAGCGGAUUGCCUAAGGUGGGCCCUACUUCACCCGAAUCUCCCCCACUUGAUGGCCAACCCAUCACAACAGAAGGAAACAAUCGGGAGACUCAGGAAGGAGCGGAACUUCAACGUGACAGCACCAAAUCACUUGACACCGCCACAAGCAGAGAGAAACUAAACGGUGCACGCACCGGUGGAGAAAAGGGCAGCGAUGCCAGCAACAAAGUCACUCCUCCAACUUCCAGCGAGGCAGAGGGCACAGAAACAGACAACUCCGUCACAGUGAGUGACGCCGA